Messenger RNA from Arabidopsis lyrata subsp. lyrata, 1437 nucleotides. Its product is annotated as BRI1 kinase inhibitor 1. The transcript has a single exon. Gene Ontology annotation, cellular component: plasma membrane. The record is from RefSeq and is a predicted model, not a curated record. Gene Ontology annotation, molecular function: kinase inhibitor activity. Lineage: Eukaryota; Viridiplantae; Streptophyta; Magnoliopsida; Brassicales; Brassicaceae. The coding region runs from base 212 to 1222 and encodes 336 amino acids.
UUUGUCAUAUUCUUCUACCUUUACAUAAAAACCGGAAAAAUACUAAUAAUCAUAAAUAAAUAAAGGCAUAAAAAAAAAACAUAGAACCCCACUUAAUGAAAGUUUCAAGACCGAACCUAAUAAUAAUAUUAUUAUACCAUCAUAUCCUUUGAUCAACACAAAAAUCCCUUUUCCCUUUUCUGAUUUUUCUUCUUUUUCUUCCUCAAUCAUCAUGGAAACUAAUCUACAACAGGUGAAGAACAGUUCUCAAACUUUUUCUGAAAAGCAAAACCCUAAACAAGAAGCUUCACCAAUAUCAUCUACUUGUUCUUCUCCUUCUCAUGACUUCUCUUUCACUAUCUCUCUCCAGCCUCUCUCUUCUUCCUCAAAACAUAUCAGCCCUACUCUUAGAGGUUCAACAAAAACGACAUCGUCUUAUCAACAAACCGAUCCUUUCGCCGUCGACUUAUCUCCGGCCGAUGAGAUCUUCUUCCACGGCCAUCUUCUUCCUCUCCACCUCCUCUCCCACCUCCCUGUCUCUCCUCGAACAUCCACCAGUUCUUAUAAUGACGGAUUUACCCUCCCCGUCAAAGAUAUAUUACCUGACCAGCCCACAAACAACAACAACACUGAAAACGCUAUCACAACCAUCAGUACGGAGGCAAAGAACGACAACACCAGCGACAAAGCAGAGAGCGAGAAUCUUUCUCGGGUAAAAACCAAACCCAUGAAGUCAUUUUCUCUCUUUGGUUUAUCAAAAUGGAGAAAGGGUUUUGAAAGCAACGAGCGAGAACAAGAACAGCAGCAACAGAAGAUCAAGAAACCUAUGAGCUUAGACCUAAGUCACGCCGUCAAGAAGUACAUAAGGAUGUUGUUUCAGAAAAGAGGAAACGGCACGCAGUUUAGAAACAGAAGACAGACUUCUUCUUAUUCUUUCUCUUCCUCUCUUAUGGGUCCAAACGGAAACAGCAAAACAAUGAUUAAUGGAUCAUACAACAAGAGAGAUCUGAUUAGAGGAAGGAGAGGUGAGUUGUUCUCGGCUCCGGCGUCGAUGAGAACAUCUCCGACUAAUAGUGGACAUCUCCGUGUGUCCACGGCCGGACUAUCGUCAAGCUCGGGGUCCACGUCAUCAUCGUCUAGUGAUAGUACCAUGGAAGAGUUACAAGCUGCGAUACAAGCGGCCAUUGCUCAUUGCAAGAACUCAAGCGCCGUUGAUCGUGAUGAUAAGGUUAAGGAUUCUUGAUUUGGUUUUUUCUUUUGUCCUUAAUCUGUUGUUCUUUCUUGUCGGAAAGAAAAAAAAGAAAAAAACAAAGUGUUAGUGUGUGACGUGGAAUUUAAGAAUUACAGUAGAGGUAAUUAUUUAUUUCGUGUAUAGUAUAGAAAAAGGAGUUACUGUUCCUAUACUAUGUGUCCCCAUAAUUCAUUUAUAAUAAUAAAAGAGAUUUAUUUUAAAGAAAA